AAACCAUGUUCGUCUGACAGUUGAGAGAGAAGGCGAGAGAGGAGAGGAGGAGGGAGAGAGUGGGGUAGCCAACGGCUCCCCGUAUUUAAACCCGGUUUUUUCUCUCCGUUCCUUCCUCCUGUCCUUGCUUGAUCCUCCGCCUCCUUGUUAAUCGCUCUCUCUCCGGCGGUCGUCCGUCUUUGCUCGCUUAGAUUCUCGAUGGGAGACACAUUCUCUUUCUCCGCUCAGAUAUUGUUAUUGCGAUUGAGUGUUAUUAAAAUUUGCGAAUGAAACAAGAAGAGAGUGAAUCUCUAGAAAAUGCCAUGGCUGUUAAAGAGAUCUCUGCAAAUGGGAUUAGCAUAAAAACAUCAGAUGUAGUGGCAAUGCUGGACGAAGGAAAUAUUCAGGAGGCAGAGUCUUCACUCCGAGAGGGUCUUUCACUCAACCAUGAGGAAGCUAGAGCUCUUCUUGGUAGGCUGGAGUAUCAGAAAGGUAAUGUUGAAGCUGCCCUUCGGGUCUUUGAGGGUAUAGAUCUUCAGGCUGCCGUUCAACGAUUUCAAGCUCCAGUUGAAAAAACUUCUUCAAGGAGGAGUCGUUCUCGGAGUGAAUCACUUCAGCAAGUGUCACAACAUGCAGCUAGCUUGGUGCUUGAAGCUAUAUACUUAAAGUCGAAGUCUCUCCAAAAACUUGGGAGGGUAACUGAGGCUGCUAAUGAAUGUAAUAGUGUACUUGAUGCCGUUGAAAAAAUAUUUCCUCAAGGUAUACCAGAGGUUCUGUUGGAUAAUAGGUUGCAAGACAUAGUAAGCAAAGCUGUCGAGCUUCUACCAGAACUAUGGAAGCAAGCAGGAAUGUUUGAAGAAGCAAUUGCUGCCUAUAGACGGGCUCUGCUGAAUCAUUGGAAUCUCGACAAUGAAUGUUCUGCUCAAAUUCAGAAAAAGUUUGCUGCUUUCCUUUUGUAUGGUGGUGUUGAGGCUGGUGCACCUAGUUUAGGUGCCCAGAUUGAUGGUUCAUAUGUUCCAAGGAAUAAUCUGGAAGAGGCAAUUCUUCUAUUCACAAUUCUUUUAAGAAAAUCUUGCCUUGGUGUGAUCAAGUGGGAUCCAGAGGUGUUGGAACAUGUUACUUUUGCACUCUCUCUUUGUAGUCUUACUUCUGUAAUAGCGACAAAAAUUGAAGAGGUUAUACCUGGAAUAUUUACUCGCUCUGAGCAAUGGAUUGACAUGGCUCUUUGCUAUGCUGGAGGAGGGCAAAAUAUUGUUGCCCUAAAUUUAUUAAGAAAAUUGCUUAGUAAACAUGAAAAUCCAAACGAGCUUUUGGCCUUACUGUUAGGUAGCAAAAUUUGUUCAGAGGAUUGUCUUCUUGCUUCUGAAGGGGUUUCAUAUGCACGACAUGCUGUUGCAGUUGCAGAAGGCAGAUCUGGACACUUAAAGGGUAUUGCUCUUCAUUUACUAGGACUCUGUCUAGGAAAGCAAGCGAAAGUUGCCUCGUCUGACUUUCAAAGAACUCAGUUACAAACUGAAGCUCUGAAAAAAUUGGAUGAGGCUAUCUCUUUUGAGGGCAACAAUCCAGAGAUGCUGUUUGAUUUAGGCACUAAAUAUGCUGAACUUCGUAAUAUGCAUGCUGCCUUACGAUGUGCAAGGGGAUACAUUGAUGCCACAGGUGGCUCAGUUAUAAAAGGGUGGAAACUUUUAGCCCUUGUUUUAUCUGCUCAACAACGGUUUUCGGAGGCUGAAGUGGUUGUAGAUGCUGCCUUAGAUGAGUCUGGCAAGUGGGAUCAAGGUCCAUUGCUUAGAUUAAAAGCAAAGCUAAAAACUGCACACUCUUUGGCCAUGCAUGCAAUUGAGACAUAUCGACUCUUGCUUGCACUUGUUCAAGCCCAAAGAAAAACUCCUGGACCUGUGAAGAGUAUUACUCAGAUUGAAGAUGAGAGAGUCAAUGAGUUUGAAGUAUGGCAAGGUCUUGCAACCUUGUACUCCAAUCUUUCACAUUGGAAAGAUGCUGAAAUUUGUUUGGAGAAGGCUAGAUCACUAAAUUACUACUCUGCUACAACAUUUCAUGUUGAAGGCAUUAUGCAUGAGGCUCGUGGACAAACGCAGGAAGCAUUGGCUGCUUACAGCAAUGGCCUCUUGCUAGAUAUGGAUCAUGUCCCCUGCAAAGUGUCACUUGGUGCUUUGCUAUGGAAAACAGGUUCAAAAGCUUUGCCAGUGGCUCGGAGCCUCCUUUCUGAUGCUCUGAAGCUGGAACCCACAAAUAGGCUGGCCUGGUACCACUUAGGGUUGAUCCACAGAGAUGAUGGACGUGUUGCCGAUGCAUCUGACUGCCUCCAAGCUGCAAAUAUGCUUGAAGAAUUGGAGCCUGUGGAAAGCUUCAGUUAAAUCCAGUUUUUAUCCUUCUUCUGUGGGUUUGGUUUUCUUGUGGAUCCCAUUUUUACCAUUGUAUAUCUCUUGCUGAUUGGUGUAGAAUUAUGUAGAGUAUUUAAGUGGCAUGAAAAUUCUGGAAAUGUUUCGCGCCCUGUUCCAACUUUUAGUAUUUUCAGCUUCUGUGAUUA
Nymphaea colorata (pocket water lily) is the source of this 2524-nucleotide messenger RNA. RefSeq names its product protein NPG1. The coding region runs from base 267 to 2351 and encodes 694 amino acids. The record is from RefSeq and is a predicted model, not a curated record. NCBI's taxonomy places the organism in Eukaryota, Viridiplantae, Streptophyta, Magnoliopsida, Nymphaeales, Nymphaeaceae. The transcript is spliced from 6 exons. Gene Ontology annotation, molecular function: protein binding.